AUGACGGCCGCCCAGGGAAAGCUGGCCAUGAUCUAUGCGGGCCGCGCUAUUGCUGGUUUGGGAAUUGGUGCUUCCUCUCUGACCGUUCCGGUGUACAUAUCGGAGACAGCGCCACCUUCUAUCCGUGGGAGGCUGAUCGGUAUAUUCGAAAUCGCAAGUCAAGGAGGUGGUAUGUUGGGCUUCUGGAUCAACUAUGCAACGGAUAGAACCAUCGACGUCAACUCGCAAACGCAGUGGAUUAUCCCUCUGGCGCUCCAGCUGGUACCAGGCGUGCUCCUGUUCCUCGGCAUGAUGUGGUGUCCGGAAUCAGCUCGGUGGAAAGCCAGGGGUGACGAUUUUGAUGGAGCAGAGAAGAUCCUCUGCUAUGUUCGAAUGCUGCCGCCAACAGAUCCGUAUAUAAGACGCGAAAUGGGUGAGAUUCGCGAACAAGUUGAACUCCGAUCGACCAUGAAAAUGUCAAAGAAGGAUCAGUUCAAGAAGCUCUUCCAACGUGGCACGAGGAACCGUAUGGGCAUCGGACUAGCUCUCAUGUUCCUUCAGAGCUUCACUGGAGUCAACAUCAUCACUUACUACAGUCCUCGGAUCUUCGAAACACUCGGUGUCACCGGCACAUCGACGAAGCUCUUCUCAACCGGUUUCUACGGUAUUGCCAAGACUCUCGGCAUGUGUGCGUUCACCUUUAUCGUCGUUGAACGUGUCGGUCGUCGCAAGGGUCUUGUCUGGGGCGCCGCGCUUGGGUGCAUCCCCAUCUUCUACAUCGGCGGGUAUGUCAUGAAGGCGGACCCCGCUGCUGCUGCCGCUGCAGGCAAUGUGACGCGCAAUGGAUGGGGUUAUCUGGCAAUGGUCUGCGUGUAUGUAAACGCAUUCAUCAUCUGCGCAACUUGGCAAGGUAUCACCUGGACUUAUGCGUCGGAGAUCUUCCCUCUCGACAUCCGUAUGCUCUGUGUCGCCCUCACCACUGCGGACACUUGGCUAGGAUCGUUCAUCAUUGCACGCUCCACGCCUUACAUGAUCUCCGAUCUCGGAUACGGGGCAUACUUUUUCUUCGCUACCAUUCUCGUACUCAUGGGAAUCUGGUCAUUCUUCUUCGUGCCUGAGACCAAAGGAAUUACGCUCGAAGAAAUGGAUGCCCUGUUCAUGAAGCGAAUGCACAAGGCUGUCUGGGCACAGUUGCGGGGUCGACCCAUCGUCGAAGAUCGACCGUCUACUCCGUCGCUAGCGGACGAGAAGCUUGGUGCACAGUUCGAGCAGAUAGAGAAGAAGUCUCCUGAGCUAGAGGCGGACUCGAGCCGCGGUCCUGGGAAAAGACAGCGCUUCUGA
Cyphellophora attinorum is the source of this 1320-nucleotide messenger RNA. RefSeq names its product Quinate permease. The transcript has 7 exons. Gene Ontology annotation, biological process: carbohydrate transport; transmembrane transport. Gene Ontology annotation, molecular function: carbohydrate:proton symporter activity. Bases 1 to 1320 code for a protein of 439 amino acids. Lineage: Eukaryota; Fungi; Ascomycota; Eurotiomycetes; Chaetothyriales; Cyphellophoraceae. The record is from RefSeq and is a predicted model, not a curated record. Gene Ontology annotation, cellular component: membrane.